Protopterus annectens (West African lungfish) is the source of this 1535-nucleotide messenger RNA. RefSeq names its product acidic nuclear phosphoprotein 32 family member A (gene ANP32A). Gene Ontology annotation, cellular component: nucleus. Gene Ontology annotation, molecular function: histone binding. The coding region runs from base 114 to 950 and encodes 278 amino acids. NCBI's taxonomy places the organism in Eukaryota, Metazoa, Chordata, Ceratodontiformes, Protopteridae. Gene Ontology annotation, biological process: regulation of apoptotic process. The record is from RefSeq and is a predicted model, not a curated record. The transcript is spliced from 6 exons.
UCUCUAAGGAGAUCCGUUGUGUUGCUCCCACCCUGAAUUUAGAGUUCAGAAAAUGUUUCACGACGUGACUUUACAAGUUUUUGACUGUUACCUUUUUUUAAGUCCCGGUUCCCAUGUGGGUUGCAAAAGAGGUCAAAGAGCUUGUUCUUGACAACUGUCGAUCAAAUGAAGGCAAAAUAGAAGGGCUUUCAGAUGAAUUUGAAGAGUUGGAAUUCUUGAGUACAAUCAAUGUAGGAUUAGCAUCUAUUGCAAACUUACCAAAGUUAAACAAACUUAAGAAGCUUGAGCUAAGUGACAACAGAAUCUCUGGAGGAUUGGAAGUGUUGGCAGAAAAAUGUCCAAACCUCACACAUCUCAACCUCAGUGGCAACAAAAUCAAGGACCUCAGCACUAUAGAUCCUUUGAAAAAAUUGGAAAACCUCAAAAGCUUAGACCUUUUCAACUGUGAGGUAACAAACUUGAAUGACUACAGAGAAAAUGUAUUCAAGCUUCUGCCACAGCUUACAUACCUCGAUGGCUAUGAUAGAGAAGAUAAAGAAGCCCCAGAUUCAGAUGCAGAAGCAUAUGUAGAAGGGCUGGAAGAUGACGAUGAAGAUGAUGAUGAUGAGGAGGAAGAAUUUGAUGAAGAUGCUGCUGUAGGAGAGGAAGAAGAUGAAGAGGAAGAGGAGGAAGGAGAGGAGGAAGAGGAAGAUGUUAGCGGAGAAGAAUCACAGCCUAUGGGAACUCUGCUGCAACCUGAGGUCCAACCUGCAGACAGGUUUUCAGAGCUGAGCACCCUUUCUCCUUUGGCCCAGCUGACAUCACCUUACCUUGGACGCUAUCACAUACCUGGUAUAAAAGCAGCUUGUGUCCAUUCAGCUGUAGAUGUUCUAUGUGUGGUUCAUUGUUGCAGUCUUAACUUCAUGGAACUCUGCUGCAGACUGAGGUCUGACAUCUGGCCAGACUUUUAAGAGGUGAGCACUCUUCCUUCUUAGCCGGGUUAUGCCUUACUUCAGAUGUCAUUGCAUGCUUGGUGUAAAAAUAGUCUGUCAGUACCAUCUUCAGUUUUCUUGUUGCGUUUUCUGAUGUACAGUGUGCUGUUUGGUGCAAAGAAUGCAUUUGUAAAUCUGUUGGUACAGGCUUCACCCAAAGCUGAGCAGAUGAGUACCACAUUGAAGACCCCCUUGUAUGUAUAUUUCCACAGCCUAUUUUAUUUGGACAUGUAGUAAAAAGAUAAGUUAGAUAUCUGUGAGGUCCUAUAGCCAGCACAAAGUUGUAGGGCAUGUACACCCUACUACAUUUAGCUUUGCUUGCCAAUGUUGGAUCUUUACAAGUCUUCCACAGUUGGUAUGUUUAUUGUUUGAGGUUAGAUCCCAAUAUUCCUGACUUGUGAUAUUUGUCAGGAAUUCGGGACCAAGAUUAAGGCCAGGUCAUCCACGUCUAUGUGAAUAAAAGUAAACUGCCCACCAUCUUGGGAAUUCCUCCUCUGUGUUCCUUGAUUAACAUAAAAGCUAGCCAGAUGUCCCCUCUUAAAAAAAAAAAAAAAAAAAAAAAAA